This is a messenger RNA of Chelonoidis abingdonii (Abingdon island giant tortoise), 12599 nucleotides long. The record is from RefSeq and is a predicted model, not a curated record. Lineage: Eukaryota; Metazoa; Chordata; Testudines; Testudinidae.
CCUCCUCCGCCCCUUCCCGGAGCAUCGCCGACCUUCGCUGGGGCUGCCCGCACUGCCAGUGGCUCUGCUCUCCCCCCGUCGCCUGCAUGGACUCCUAGCUCAGGCGGCUGCUUCUGGAUUUGGCUUAGCCCUUGGCCGAUAAUGGAGCUGCCCAGCUGUCAGAUGGAAUCUCCGGCCAUUGCCUUCCAGGUAACACCUACACACUGGCUUUCAGGUAGCUGCGGCACCAGCUUGGAUGGCGUACAGAAAGACUUGAUCUACCUGCAACAGUGGCUGGAGGCGUUUGUCAUGAACUUUGAAAAGAUCAUCACCGUGCAGUCUUUGGACCCAAGGAGGCCAGAAGAUUCAGUCUCUGAGAUCCCGCUGCUCCCAUGCGACGUCCUGCACGUACUGAGCCAACAGCUGGCGCACUGCGUAGCCCAGAUUUCCCGCGAGGAGGCAGCCGAGGCGGGCCUUGUCCAGGCGCUCCUUCACGUCAAGUUCUUUAUCAUCAUCUGCAGGAAUUUAGAAAAUGUCCAAGCCGACAGGACGCCAGUUUUUAUCCACGAGGUGCUUAGCUUGCUGGUUGCAUGUACAGCCAAGCUAAAGAACACCCCGGAGCAGUGUGCCCCCGGCAGGUCUCAGCUAGAGACCGUAACCGUCUAUGCAUUGCACCUCUACGAAUGCCUCUUCGACCCCUACCAGACGUGGAGGCGGCAGCUCAGCGGGGAAAUUGUCAGCAUGAAAGAGAAGAGCAAAUACAAGUUUGCACCAGCAGCUUUGCCUCUAGAGUUCAGCACUUUCUUCCAAGGGAGCUUCCAGGACGAGGGGCAGCUUCCCGAGGCGCUCCAGCUGCGACUCAUCCACCUCUUGGGAGCCAUUAUCUCUGGAGCCAAGCAAAACGCCCUGCAGGUGAUCACGCCGGCCUCUGUUGAGGUCCUCAUGCUGGUGCUCAGGCGGUGGUGCUCCCCGUGGAACGGAGACACCAAGGACCCCAAACUCCUGCAGCUCACCUUGAAGACCCUGGUGGGAAUGAUUCACAUCCUGCACGCCAGCAACCCGGGCCAGCGCAAGGUGGAGAUCAGGACCAUCUUGGACAGCUACUUCAAGGUCCUCAACUCAGACCAACCCAUGGCCUCUCUGGAAGGCCCGCCGGCCGCUCGCUGGGAGGAGGGCAUGAUUGCUCUCAGAGUGAACAUGCUGGAUGCAAUUCCGGAAAUGCUGAAUUGUGGUGACCGGCCAGUCCUGCAAGCCAUGUUCCUGAGCAACAACUGCUUCGAACACAUCAUCCGGCUGAUCCAGAACAGCAAGCUCUACGUGAGCGGGGCGCGUAAAGCGGACGAGACGGGGAGCGAGCUCGCCGCACGCUUACUGACCGAGAGCGAUGUCCAGAAGGUGUUCGACAGCAGUUCCGACGCUAUCACAGUUCAUGCCAUCAGUGUGCUCACCUCCAUCAUGAGCAAUUCGCCGUCGGCCAAGGAGGUGUUCAAAGAAAGGAUCGGCUACUCCCACUUGUACGAAGUUCUCAGGUGCCAGAGCCAACCCACUACCCGCCUGCUUGAGGAGCUGCUGAACAUGGCAGUAGAAGGAGACCACAGUGCCUUCCCCGUCCGACUCAUCCGCAACGAGCAGCCGCUGCUGAUGCUCAUCGCGUGGCUCCCCGAGCUGAAGUCGCGGGACCUGCAGGUGUUCCUGUCCGACUGGCUGAAGAGGGUCUGCGACGCCUCCCUGCCCAGCCGCGUGACCUGUGUCAAAGCAGGGAUGGUCAGCUGCCUCCUGGACACCCUGGGCUCUGAGCAGGAGCUGGACCAGAAGUGCUCCAAAAACCUCAUCUACCUUCUGCAGGUGCUGGGCAGCCUCUCCAUCCAGCCGGGGGAGCUCCGCCAGCUCAUCAGGCUGCUCUGGACUGAGCCCGGCAAGGGGCCCCACCCUUACACCAUGCUGGUCAUCCGGGCGCUCUCUGGCAUGGCGAGGAAGGACCGGUCCGAGAGGGCGCUGCAGUACUUCGACCUGACGCCAAGUAUGGCCGGAAUUAUGGUUCCAGCAAUCCAGAAAUGGCCUGGGAGCGGCUUUGCCUUCCACGCCUGGGUCUGUCUGAACGAGAAGCCCGAAGACUUGUCAGAUCCGCCUAUGAGACUGAAGCGGAAACAGCUAUACAGCUUUUUCACGGCCAGCGGCACCGGCUUCGAGGCGUUCUUCACGGCCGACGGGAUGCUGGUGGUGGCGGUGUGCACCAAGAAGGAGUAUAUGACAGUGGCACUCCCAGAACUCACCUUCAACGAUUCUGCAUGGCAUUGCAUCGACAUCGUCCAUGUCACCGGCCGCCGACCCUUCGGCCAGAACCUGGUCAACAUCUACACAGACGGGCAGCUGCGGCAGGUGGCUCAGCUGCGCUUUCCUUCCCUCAAUGAGUCUUUCACCUCAUGUUGCAUCGGCUCCGCUGGCCACCGGACGACGACCACCUCCACGGUGUACCCCUCGCCUUCCCACUCACCGGAGCUGGUCUUCCCCUCCCACCCCUCCCUCAGCCGCUCCCAAUCCUUCCCUGCCUCGCUGGCCACGCACUCCUGGACUCCCGGGGCUGCUCAGCCCCCCAGAGAAGGCCAGGUGUCUACGAUGGUGGCAGGGAGUCAGGACACAGAGUGGGGGACCCCUACGUCCCUCGAAGGACACCUGGGGUCAGUAUCCAUCUUCUGCGAAGCCCUCCAGCAGACCCAGGUCAAAGCACUUUUCUCCUCAGGACCAAACGUUACGUCGCCACUCAAGCUGGAAGGCGACUUCCUGGAGCUCAGCAGCAAGCUGCUCCUCUACUACACACCCCAGGCUUGUAAAAAUAACAUCUGCCUGGACCUGUCUCCAAACCAUUUUUUUGACGGGAGGCUGACCGGACACAAAGUGGUGAACUGGGAUAUCAAGGACGUGGUGAACUGUGUGGGCGGCAUGGGGGUGCUCCUCCCAUUGCUGGAGCAAUUGGCAGCCGAGAGAAAAGAAUCGGAGGACAGCCAGGAAACCCAUGACCUGGUUGGGCCAGAACUGACAUCCUCACGGAAUCCCCAAGGGAUGCUCAUCCCCCUGGGCAAGUCCUCAGAGAGCAGACUGGAAAAGAACGGCGUGGCUGCGUUUCUGCUGCUGGUCAAGAACUUUAUCCGGCAUCACCCCGUGAACCAGGAGAGCCUGGUGCAGUGCCACGGGCCAGCAAUCAUUGGAGCUCUGCUGCAGAAGGUCUCCAGCCUCAUGAUGGACAUGAAUGUGCUGGUGGCGUCACAGAUCCUGAUGGAGCAGGUGGCUGCCGAGAGCCACAGCUUCCUGCUGCACCUCCUGUACCAGUACCUGCUCUUCGACUUCCGCAUCUGGAGCAAGAGCGACUUCGCCGUCCGGCUAGGUCACAUUCAGUAUUUAUCGAACACCAUCAAGGACCACAAGCAGAGGAUCCGCAAGAAAUACGGGGUCCAGUACAUCCUGGACUCCAUUCGGACGUAUUACGGCACUCACAAGGAGAAGCCGAUUCCCACGGAUGUGAAGACGGUGCAGAUGUCCCUGUUCAGCCUGGUGAAGGACUUCCUCUGCAGGAGCUUCUCUGCUGACGAGAUGCAAAGCACCCUGAACUACCUGGCUGCGGUGCACGAUGAACACCAGGUGUGUGGGGUUCUGGAGGUGAUCCACAGCUUGCUGAAAGACUCGGCCUCCCAGGAGCAGCUCUACGCCUUCCUCUUUGAGUCGGGGAACGUGGAGGUCCUGUUCUCGCUGCUCGUCCAGAGGAAGUUCUCGGAUGAAGUACGAGAGAGAGUCUUCAAGGUCCUGUACAAGAUGCUGAAAUAUGAGAAGGCCCACGAGCGCAGCAAGUACCGCCUGAAGCUGAAGGACGUCGGCUACCAAGGGCUCAUAUCGAAUCUGAACGACAUCCCAGUGUCCAUGCUGCUCUUCCGGUGUCUCCUGGAGCAGGCCCUUGGCUCAGACUCUCCCAGCUACAAGGACCUGAUGGCCGUGGUGUACCUGUCCCACCGGGCGGAGCUGGCGGUCAGGCUGGAUACCUGCCGGAAGCUCUUCCACCUGAUCUACUCCCAGCACGACAUGGUGAGGCAGCUGGCGAAGCUGGCUGGCUGGCAGGACACGCUCACCAAGCUCUACGUCAAGGAGUCGUACGAGUCCCGCCAGCACAGCCUGAGCGGCUCUGCCAACGGGGGCUGCCUUGGCCUCCUGAAGCUCUCGGAGCACGCGGGAAAGGAGUCAGGCACCGAGGCUGGGAAGGAGCAGCUGGACAUCACCAGCCCUGCCCUGGCAGACCUUCAGGACCUGGACGUCUUCCUGCCAAUGGGGUUCGAGUCCUCCGACCAGGAGCUUUCCGAGGGCUUCUCGGACCACUCCGUCUCCCCGACCAGCGGCUCCAAGCCCUUCCGCUCCUAUAAUUUCAAAUCCUUUGACUCCCUGGACUGCACCAGCCGCUCCUCCUCCUCCAACACUAUCGACAUCCCCGGCCAGAGGGAAGCCCCCUCCACUGACGCCCUCCAGUUUGACAGCGUCUACCAUCCGCUCUCGCCCUUCUGCAUGUCGCCCUUCGACCUUGGCCUCGACCUGGCCAGCACCUGCUCCACCGCCACGGUGGAGAGCGGCAACCAGACGCCAGGGAGCUUGCCGGGGACCCCCUCUCCUCUGGAGUACUUCAAACCUUUCCCGGGCACACGGGCUCGGAAAAGCUCCAGCCUCUCCAACGUCCUGGACGAAAGCAGCUACCAGGAGACGCUGGCCAGCGACGACGUCUCCAAUACCAGUAACCCCCAGCAAACGCCAGAGGAGGAGCUGUGCAACCUGCUCACCAACAUCAUCUUCUCGGUGACCUGGCGCGGGGUGGAAGGCUGGGAUGACACAGCUUGGAAGGAGCGCGGGCAGGUCUUCUCCGUCCUCACCAAGCUGGGCACAGCCUGCGAGCUGGUACGGCCGCCGGAUGAGAUCAAGCGCAGCCUCCUGGAGAUGAUGUUGGAAUCGGCCUUCACAGACAUCAAGGAGUCAGCCCCGGCCACUUUGCCCAGCCUCACCCAGAACGUGCUCAAGUUGCUGAGGCUCCUCCAGGACUUCUUGUUUUCCGAGGGACACAACAACCAGGCCCUGUGGAGUGAGAAGAUCUACGAGGGGGUGAACAGCCUGCUGGACAAGCUGGGAGUGUGGUACCACUUGGCCAACGGGACCUCGGACCUGAAGGAGAUGGCUCAGAUUGGCCUGCGUGUCCUCGUUGGGUACAGCGGUCUGGAGGAGGCUCAGCAGCUGCACUCGCUGGCCUACGUCAAGCUCCACGGCCUGCUCCAGACAGCCUCGGCCCCCCAGGAGGAGGAGGCCUGCUACCUGCUGGGCAAGCUGGAGAGUCCCCUGAGCCGCGCGCUGCACCCCAAGUCCGAGGCCUUCUCCUGGCUCCUGCCCAUCAUCCGCACGCUGCUGGACCAGUGCUACGAAACGCUGCAGCUGCAGCGCCACCUGCCCUCGCUGCCCCCCACCAACGGCAGCCCCACCUUCUAUGAGGACUUCCAGCUUUUCUGCACCAGCCCCGAGUGGAGGGCCUUCAUCGAGAAGCACGUCCAGCCCAUGAUGGCACAGUUUGAAAUCGACACAUUCGCCAAGAGCCAUGACCACAUGUCCAAUUUCUGGAACUCCUGCUACGAUGCCUUGAUGAGCAGCUCCCUGCGCAGGGAGCGGGAGAAAGAGGAGAGCAGGAAGAAGUUCCAGGAGCUGAUCCUGGAGCCGGUGAUGAAGCGCUGCAAGUACGAGCACAUCCGGCACGUGAACGUCCUGAAACAGAUCAACAACCAUCACGGCAUCGUCCUGAAGCAGUGGAAGGCCCUGCGCCGCCUGCUGACCUCACAGCGCUCCGCCUGGGCCGACCGAAACCCCUCAGAGAUUCACUGGAAGCUGUCGAGUGCCGAGACCUACUCCAGAAUGAGGCUGAAGCUGGUCCCCAACUAUCACUUCGACCUCCACGUGGAGGCUAGCGCCCUCCGGGACAACCUAGGCGCGGAUCAUUCUCACAACCUUGUGGAGCCUCUGCCGCUGGCCAUGGCCAAAGAGGCAAAGGUGAGCGAGCUGGAGGAUGAUCAGCUGGCAGAGGAAGACCUCGAGUUCUUGGACAAUCAGGCUGAACCCAAAGAGCAGAGCCAGAGGGAGAAGCUGGUGAUCUCCGAGGACUGCGAGCUCAUCACCAUCGUGGCUGUGAUCCAGGGCCGGCUGGAGGUCACCACGCAGCAUGUCUACUUUUACGACUGCAGCAGCGAGAAGGAGGAGACGGAGGAAGGGAUCGGCUAUGACUUCAAGCGCCCCCUGUCUCAGCUCCGGGAAGUGCAUCUCCGCCGUUACAACCUUCGCCGGUCGGCCCUGGAGUUCUUCUUCAUUGACCAGGCCAACUACUUUGUCAACUUCAGGAAGAAGGUUAGAAAUAAGGUGUAUUCCUCUAUUCUGGGCCUGCGCCCACCCAACCAGAUCUACUUCGGCAGCCGGUCACCCCAGGAACUGCUGAAGGCCUCAGGACUGACUCAGAAAUGGGUCUACAGGGAGAUCUCCAACUUCGAGUACCUGAUGCAGCUGAACACGAUCGCGGGGCGCACCUACAACGACCUGUCACAGUACCCCGUGUUCCCUUGGAUCCUGCAGGACUAUGUCUCUGAGACACUGGACCUGAGCGACCCGGGCGUGUUCCGGGAUCUCUCCAAACCCAUCGGGGUGGCCAACGAGAGACAUGCCAAGGACGUGAAGGAGAAGUAUGAGAGUUUUGAGGACUCCACGGGCAUGAUCGACAAGUUUCACUACGGCACACACUACUCCAACGCAGCGGGCGUCAUGCACUACAUGAUCCGGACCGAACCCUUCACCACCCUUCACAUCCAGUUGCAGAGCGGCCGGUUUGACUGCUCGGACCGGCAGUUUCACUCGGUGCCUGCGGCCUGGCAGGCGCGCAUGGAGAACCCGGUGGAUGUGAAGGAGCUGAUUCCGGAGUUCUUCUAUUUCACAGACUUCCUGGAGAAUCAGAACGGGUUCGACCUGGGCUGCCUACAGAUGUCGAACGACCAGGUGAACGAUGUUGUCCUCCCGAAGUGGGCAAGAUCCCCGGAGGAUUUCAUCCACAAGCACAGGAAAGCGCUGGAGUCGGAGCACGUGUCUGCCCACCUCCACGAGUGGAUCGACCUGAUCUUCGGGUACAAGCAGAGGGGCCCGGCCGCAGUGGAGGCGCUCAACGUCUUCUAUUACUGCACGUACGAGGGGGCCGUGGACCUGGACGCCAUUGCGGACGAGACGCAGAGGAAGGCUUUGGAAGGCAUCAUCAGCAACUUUGGGCAGACCCCCUGCCAGCUGCUCAAGGAACCUCACCCAGUGCGCCUCUCAGCUGAAAAUGCCACCAGGAGGCUGGCCCGGCUUGACACGUACUCCCCCAACGUCUUCGAGAACCUCAACCAGCUCAAGUCCUUCUUCGUCGAGGGGAUCAGCGACGGGGUCCCGCUGGUGCAGGCUGUGGUCCCCGAGAACCAGGCCCAUUCCUUCAUCACGCAGGGCUCCCCAGACGUGCUGGUCACGGUGAGCGCCAACGGCCUGCUGGGAACCCACAGCUGGCUGCCCUACGACAAAAACAUCUCCAACUACUUCAGCUUCACCAAAGACCCCACCAUCUCCAAUGCAAAAGCCCAGCGCUUCCUCUCCGGCCCCUUCGCCCCAGGGGUGGAAGUGUCCUCGAAGACACUGACCAUCUCUCCCGACGGGAAGCUCCUCUUCAGCGGGGGGCACUGGGACAACAGCCUGCGUGUAACGUCGCUGAGCAAAGGGAAGGUCAUCGGGCACAUCACCAGGCACAUAGAUGUGGUCACCUGCCUGGCGCUCGAUCUGUGCGGAAUCUACCUCAUUUCGGGCUCCCGGGAUACCACCUGCAUGGUCUGGCAGGUCCUGCAGCAGGGUGGGUUUUCCAGUGGCCUGGCUCCCAAACCUGUCCAAGUCCUGUAUGGUCACGACGCCGAGGUGACGUGCGUCGCCAUCAGCACCGAGCUGGACAUGGCCGUGUCAGGGUCAAAGGAUGGCACCAUCAUCGUCCACACCAUCCGCCGGGGACAGUUCAUGAAGUCCAUCAAGCCACCCUGUGAGAGCUCACUGCCCGCCACUGUCUCGAACCUCGCCGUGGGCCUGGAGGGCCAGAUCAUCGUCCAGACCACUGUGGCGGGGAGAUCCUCCUUGAAGGAUAAAUUUGCCCUGCACCUUUAUUCCGUCAAUGGCAAGCAUCUCUCCUCCGUCCCACUGGAGGAGCAGGUCACAGUCCUGUGUGUCACCGAGGAGUUCGUGGUUCUGGGGACCAUGCAGUGUUCUCUCCAGAUCUUGGAUCUUCAGAGCCUCCAAGCAGCAGUGUUGCCAAUGCCCAUGAAGGUCCCAGUUCACAGCGUCUCUGUGACCAAGGAGAAGAGCCACAUCCUGGUGGGGCUGGAGGAUGGGAAGCUGAUUGUGGUGGGAGCGGGCCAGCCCUCGGAGGUGCGGACUGGGCAGUUCCACAGACGGCUGUGGCGUUCCACGCGCCGGAUCUCCCAGGUAUCCUCCGGAGAGACCGAGUACAACCCACCCGAGUCCAAGUGACAGGCUUGAUGUGAGGUGACCUGUCCCCAGAGCAUUGCUGGGCAGAGAUGUCCUGCAGCAGGAGGUCUCUGAGAGGUGGCGGAGGGGGCCGGUCCAGCCUUGCCGCUCGGAGGUAUCUGCACUUCCCCUGGGAGCAUGGCGAUCGCUGUGAACCAUGGGAGCCUUGCUGCACUAGGGCUCUCGACCACUCAUUCUCCGAGGGUGCAGAGCUCAGGAUCCCGUUCCGAGCCAGGGGCCUGCACUGGUGACUCUCUGGCUUGCCGAGCCAGGAUGCACGUGGGACGAUCUGGCGUCCCCCAGCCCAUCUCGUUUCCUGCAGAGCUUGAAGUGGAAAAUGUUUUUGUAUUAUUCUUUGUGACUUUCUCACUGGACGGAGAGGCCGGGAAACCAGCAGCUGGUACCCCCUGCCGCCCAGCGGGGAAAUGUCGCAGUAAAUGCGAGACAAUGACCAUCGCUGCAUUCUCAGUCCUCCUUGGGUGGCCUUAACUAGACCCUGUUGCACUACGUAGAGAACUGGUACCAAAACCAAGGACUGCUUUCGGCAGGAGGCCAGUCUGCUGCAGAAAAGCUUUAAUGUGAUGAGACUGGGAAGAGCCUGUUCUGUUUUUCCUCCCAGGGGUUGAAUUUUGGAGGGCAACAAAUACCAGGGGCCCAGAAAGAUACCUACUGAUUGUCUCAAGCCAGCCCCAAAGCCGAGAUGUGUAUAGACCCACUGCUGGCAAAGAAGGGUGUUGCGCUUUCAUUGGGAUUCUUCAGAAUGGUUUGUCUGCUUCUUCCAACAGGGGCACUCAAAUUCAGCACCUCCCAGGGCCCCAGCCAUUUGCUGGUGGGGCCUCUUCUAACUUUCCUAUUGAUUUAUACGUUUUUUUUAAAAAAACAAAAUAAAUGUGCACAAUCUUCUUGUCUCCCAAGACUGGUCUGUUCCAUGGAGCACGAGCCAGCGGGGCUCAUUGGAUGACUUCACCAGCAAUAAAACCCUACCGUUCGUUAGCUUUGCUUUCAUCCUACAGCUCCGGGGCUGUAACGAAACUCCUCUCUGGCUGCACACCGGAUACUCCUGCUUGUAGCAGAAAGGAGAGUUCUUCUCACCCAACCAGGAGAGGAUCAGGCCAGCGCAGGUGCAAGAGGGGUUGGGGUUUGCCUCUCCCAACGAGCGCAGAUCUUAGUAAGAGAGCACGCACCGUCCCUUCCCCAGCAGAGCAGCUCUCGAAACAUGGCAUCUCCAUGAGGGCUCCCGGAGCCAAAGCUGAGCCCUUCUGAAGCUUCGAAGGGCUCGGUCAAAACCUGUGGAGGUCAAUGUUAGAGAGAUCGCAACAGAAGUAAGAAAGCUCCAGCAGUAGAGAUGAAGCAAUACGGGGAUUUUGUCUCCUUCGCAGUCUGGGCCCAUUGUUGAUCCCAUCUGCAGAUGCCCCUCCCCCUCCAGGUAGGCCCAUCUGCCCCUCCGUCAGUCUGUCUGUUUCUGAUACUGAAGUGGCCACAGUUAAUAGGAAUUCACCCAGAAAGAGGCUUAUUUUUGCAGCCAACGGCCAACCCUUCGCUGCUUUUAACCAACUGGGUGGGUUUGGGGGAGGUCCAGUCUACAGACUUUCCAUCCCUGGUCAUGAUGAGAUUUGAAACCACGCUGGCACCUUCUCUGAGGUUCUGAUCUCUGUUUGUUGCUCGAGAGCGGAACGGGGAAGUGGGGUUGCAUUAGGCUAGAAGCAGCUGUCUGAGGCUAGUAGAUGCUUGUGCCUUGGGCAUCUCCCCAUUCAGACAUAGCUCGCAGCUGCAGGGAGCCCAGCAGUCCCCAUGAAAAUGGAACAUUCCAUGUUUACGAUGCAGGGCAUGAGCCCAUCCCCAGAGCGUCUGGGAGCGAAUGGCCCCCAAACAAGGGGCGAUGGAUCGGUCCUUGUAGGACGUGGUUACCCUCACUUAGCUGGAAGGUGAAAGGAGCUGCCAUGUUGUUCCCCACACUUCCUCUCCCUGAUUUAAAAACUCUCCUGCCGUCAGGUAAGCCAGGGGUGGAAGAGGCUGGUGGCGCUUUACUCCGGCCAUGUUCCGGAUGCGUCUGGGCGCAGAGCUGUGGAACCCACAGCCUUUCUGCAUCAUGUUGAUGCUUGCAAUAACAAGCACCCUGGUGCCCGUCAGCUCUCCCUGCGCCUAGCGCCAGUGACUGCCCAUCGCUGAGCCGGGCUUUGGUUUGGAGAGAAAGGGCAGUGACUAGCUUGAAGCUGCUGGGAAUUCACGCCUGACUUCAACCCCCCUCGAACUCUGGAGAUGUUGGUAUCUUGGCUUGAGCUUCAUAACCAGGGCCCCAGUUCUCCAUAAACAGCUGGAUCCGAACUUCCCAGAGAUGGGAGGAGGGAAGAUUCGGUUCUGUAUCUAAAGCUCAUAGCUCAAUCCCAUCUCUCUGCAGAACCACAUGAAACUUCACAAUCCUAGAGUCAGGAGGGGUUGUAGUCAGGUGGGGUGUGGGUUGAAGAGCAGUCUGUCCUUUCCCCUCCCCCCGAACCCAUUCCCUGGCUCUAGGAAAUGGAUCUCUUCCACUGCCCCCAUAUACUCUAGAUAUGUUUUGCCAUGUUACUAAUGCCACAAUAUGGAGACAGGCUGCUUCCCCAUGUCCAGGGAUUUCUCCUAGAAGUCACAGGUGCCUGGUGAAGAUCUGUGGGAGGGUUGCAGGGCGGACGGUGUGAAACACAAAGAGAUGGUCAAGGAACGUUAGGAUCUGAGUGCAAUUCUUGAGGGGCUCAAAGCGAUGAGCGAUGUGCUUUGCUUUUAUUAUUCAUAACGAUGGGUCGUUAAAGCUGCGGCACCUUCCAUCCUCGCAACUUUCUUCCGUCGGUCCUCCAGGGUCCCUUUCCAUCAAACUACGACAGACGAUGUUUACAGAUUGUUUGGACCUUCCACGCCGUGACACCUCCUGACCAAAAAAGGGACAGUCUCUGCCUUGGGACACUGUCAUUUGGUAGCUUCUUUCCAACGAGGGCUGAGAGGAGAGGACAUGGGUCCAUUGUGGCUCACGCUGGAGGAAACAUCCACUGUAGGCCUGGGACAAUCAUCUGCAGAUGCUGAACUGCAAAUGCCACUAAUAAGGGGAGAGAGGCUCUCCAAAUGCACUGUUUGUUAGCCACCGGACCCUGUUCCUGCGGAGGUUGUUACUGGUCUGGAGGUGAUGUUGUGAUGGGUGGCUGGUUAGAUCACGCUCUGCACUGAACGGCACCUCAAUUCUCUUCACAAAGAAAACAAAAAAAGGCAAGAACCACCAGCACUGGGCAAGAGGCUGAAGCAAUGCUCUCAACUUCAUUCCCUGGGUGAAGAUCAAGGUUUAACCGCCGACAGUGCAAUAUUUGCAACUUGUAGAGAAGACUUUUUUUAGCACAUGUGCUGUAUUGAGGUUUGUGUGUAUAUAAUACAAUAUAUAUAUAUAUAGUUUUUGUAACUUUUUUGAAUGAUGUAAAUCUAAAGAUUUCUACUACUUUUUUCCUCCCAAAAAUGGGGUGGUAAGUAUUUGGAGCUUCCCCGAAUCAUGCUGGCUUUUAUAGAGCACCAAGGGACCUACAAGCCUCACCGUGGAUUUUUCUGUCAUCCUUCUUAGAAUUGCUCAAGCCAGGGGAAAUUCAAGGGGUCGUUGCAGGCCCUGUUGUGAAGAUGCUUGAAUUCCAGGGGUACCUGCUCUCUGGUUGGCCUCUGCCAUGUUCUUCUACUUGAAGAGGUUUUUCUUUCCCUCCUUUCACUUGACUUGUACCUUCUCUGAUUUUAUGGAGUCAGGAUGCAACUUGCUGAGGGCUCUUCCUACUCCAGUCUUCUUCACAGACAGGAAUGCUUGGGCCAGAUCUCUGAGACUUCUGUGUGGGGAAGGGUCUGGCAGGCUUGGGAUGCUCCCCUUCAGAGGGAAUGGUUUCCUUCUGACCCUGCAAGAUUCCUUCCUGCUCCACCCACCCCUGGAAUAACAACGUGAAACCUGGUCUUCAAUCUUGAGUGUCUACGUUACAGGGCCCGGUUGUUCAAGUUGGCAUUUGGGCAAGCUGACGUAAGCACCCAAAUUUGGAAAA